AGUCAAUCACUUUCACUUUCACUUUCUCUCAUUCUCAGAUUUCGAAAUGAGCGCGCGCAACAUUUUGACAGUCGGCAGCCGGAAUUACCGCGCGCCACCAACGCGAGCGCGGCCCAAUCCAACGCCAAGCACCUCAGGUACCUCAAGCACAGCUGCAUCUGCUGCACCAAUACUGGCACUGGACGCGUCGCACGCUGACGGGAUGAGCGCGUCAUCAGCAUUGCGUAACCCAGCGAGUACUCCGACAGCGACGCGGGCAGCGACCACGCCGACCUCGGCCAUGCGGAACACGGAUCGCAAUGGCACUGCUUCUGUUGAUGGUCCUGAUGACGAUGACCGGGUGUACCGCGACGAGCCGCCGUGCCCCGCGCCCAGAUUCGCACCGCGCUCAGCGUCUGAGCAGGACCAUGAUCAAGACCAGGAUCAAGACAACCUCGUCCACUCUGUCAUGAUCCCAGACAGCGAUCUGCCAAUCCGCGAGGUGUCCAAGCUUGCACGCGCUGGUCCGGGCGGUCGGCUGUCCGUGUUUGAGCGAUGGCAGCGCUUGUCAGAGUUACGUGGAAGCCACUUUGCCAUCACGACGCAGUCCAAGGCGACAGUCAUCACUGCGCCGUCCGAAAGCAUGCUUGAGCUUGCGCACGACCGCCUUGUGCAGGAAGUCCGAUCGGUCGCAGCGUACUCGCAUUUCGUGUCGAUUCCGCUGCACGACGUGUCCAUCGUGACUGCCAUUCGUGGCAUGGCAGAACGCAUUCUCAGAGACCCGGAGUACAGUCGGGAUAAUAUCGAGGCCAGCACGAUCGUGCCGCCAACGCAGAUGCAUCUCUCCGUCGGAAUGCUCACGCUCUUGAACGACGCUGAGGAGCGGCGCGCUGCACAAAUACUCGAGCGCGCUUGCCAGGCCGCUUUGGCAGAUGCGCAGCUUGCACCGGCAUUCUCGGCCAGCUCUGAGCGGAUUCCAGUGAUUACUCUGCGUGGCAUGCGAGGAAUGACAAACGACCCUCGUGCAAUGAACGUCUUGUACGCGGUGCCAGAGUUUCAACUCGGCGCGCAAGAUGGCUCCAGUCCGCUUGGCUUGGGCGCCUCGCUGCUGCAGCUCCUUGCGAGCAGGAUUGUCGCCGAGUUUGUUGCCAGCGGAUUGAUGGAAGCCAAGUUUGCCAGCGACCUCAAGCUGCAUGCAACCCUGAUCAACACAAAGUACAGGGGCCGCAACGUCAAUCCUGUCUUUGCUGACUUGGUCGCAGCCACAACCGUCGCGCAGCCAGAGCCUGUUCGAAACAACGGGAAGCAGCGACAGCAUUCCAAAGGCUAUGCUGAGCGGAUUCCGAUAGACGCAUCCCGCGUCAUGGAGAACUUUGCCGACUCAUCCUUUGGUUCUGCGGUGAUGCGUUCCAUUCAUCUCUCGAAAAUGCAACAUGAUCCUGCCACCCAGUAUUACGCCAAGGCGGCAGAGGUGGUGGUUGUUCCCCGACCAUGAGGAGUUGUGGCUUCUUCGGGGGGGGGGGAGACACACUUGUUAAAGCACAUUGUUGUUAAGAUAUUAUUAUUGUUUUUUGAACAAUUGGUACUACACUG
This is a messenger RNA of Capsaspora owczarzaki ATCC 30864, 1572 nucleotides long. RefSeq lists its product as hypothetical. Lineage: Eukaryota; Filasterea; Ministeriida; Capsasporidae. Gene Ontology annotation, biological process: DNA alkylation repair; regulation of DNA-templated transcription. Gene Ontology annotation, cellular component: nucleus. The coding region runs from base 47 to 1474 and encodes 475 amino acids. The transcript has 2 exons. The record is from RefSeq and is a predicted model, not a curated record.